GUGCAUGCGUGGACCCUCCUCCUGCGUCCACCACCGAUCUGCCCUGCUGCCGCGCGGCGUCGUUGCUGCCUGCUGCGCCAGAGCAGCAUGCUGGGCCGCUCACUUUUUUGCAUUCAUUCCAGCCAUAAACGCCUCUCGUCAGCCAGUGGCAGGGCCUCUUGUAGCCGGGGCUACACUGUGCUGUUGUCAGCGACGGAAGCAGUGUCCAAGAUGGUGGCCUUGUUAGCUGCAGAUCAUCAGGCGCCAUGGCUAGCGUCAUCGUCCUCGUCGCCGGCGGCCCCGGUUUGGUUCGCCCUGCUGGUGGCCCUCGGCCUGGUCGCCGUGGUCCGGUCCGCGGCCGCCUUCCUCGCGUGGCUGCACCGCGCGUUCCUCCGCCCGGGCCGCGACCUGGCCGGCCGGUACGGGGCGUGGGCGGUGGUGACCGGCGCCACGGACGGCAUCGGCCGCGCGGUGGCGCUGGAGCUCGCGCGCCGGGGCCUGCACCUCGUCCUCGUGGGCCGGAGCCCCGCCAAGCUGGCGCGCGUGGGGAAGGAGGUCCGCGCCGCCGCGCCGUCGUGCGAGGUGCGGGGCGUGGCGUUCGACCUCGCCGCCGCCGGGGAGGACGCCGCGCGGCGCGGCGUGGCGCGGGUGGCGGCCGCCGUGGAGGGCCGGGACGUGGGCGUCCUCGUCAACAACGCCGGCGCGACGUACCCGUGCGCCGCCUACUUCCACGAGGUCGACGGCCCCGUGUGGGAGGCCGUGGUGCGGGUCAACGUGGAGGCCGCGACGCGGAUCACGCGCGCCGUCCUGCCGCUCAUGGCGGCGAGGGGAAGGGGCGCCGUCGUCAACGUCGGCUCUGGCUCCUCCGUCGUGGUGCCGGCGUUCCCGCUCUACGCCGUCUACGCGGCGACCAAAGCGUACGUUGAUAAAUUUUCUCGAAGCUUGAGCGUUGAAUACAAACAAUAUGGAGUAGACGUGCAAUGCCAGAUCCCUCUGUAUGUCGCUACCAAGAUGUCCCCGGUCAAGGGUGAUUCUCCAUUCAUACCAUCGCCAGAGGAGUACGCCAAGUCUGCUCUUCGUUGCAUUGGCUAUGAGGCAAGGUGCCUCCCGUAUUGGCGCCACUCAGUCCAGGGGUUCUUGGCAUCGUUAGUGCCAGAUGCUGCUCUCAACCAGUGGCGCCUCCGAAUUGGCAUCCGGAAAAGAAACGAGAUGAAGGCUCUGCUUGAAGAGAAAGUCUUCAGUUAAAUUGUUGUACUUAUUGUAUCGUGAUGAUGGGUUUCAAUAUCUGUGCUCUGUUUGGACUUCUGAGAAACUUAAUUGAGUAGUCUAGCAACCAGCACUGUCUUAGUCAAUUGGAGAAUGACUGGAAAUAAUCGGUUGUGUAUAACUCGUGAUGUUUUAUGAGAUGUAAAAUGUUGCUGUUUUCAUGAACUAGUGUUUAGAUCACUUAUUUA
This is a messenger RNA of Panicum virgatum (switchgrass), 1433 nucleotides long. RefSeq names its product very-long-chain 3-oxoacyl-CoA reductase 1-like. Gene Ontology annotation, cellular component: endoplasmic reticulum. The record is from RefSeq and is a predicted model, not a curated record. The transcript is spliced from 3 exons. Gene Ontology annotation, molecular function: ketoreductase activity. NCBI's taxonomy places the organism in Eukaryota, Viridiplantae, Streptophyta, Magnoliopsida, Poales, Poaceae. The coding region runs from base 88 to 1224 and encodes 378 amino acids.